Molecule: messenger RNA, 1125 nt
Organism: Carya illinoinensis
Lineage: Eukaryota; Viridiplantae; Streptophyta; Magnoliopsida; Fagales; Juglandaceae
Product: BAG family molecular chaperone regulator 4-like
Exons: 5
Coding region: 170-907 (245 amino acids)
Biological process (GO): protein stabilization
Cellular component (GO): cytoplasm
Molecular function (GO): protein-folding chaperone binding; adenyl-nucleotide exchange factor activity
Source: RefSeq, a predicted model, not a curated record
UUAUUUAAUAUUAUCAUAUUUUCCCCACGUCAGCCAUGCCGAAAUAUAAUUUUUCUUUCCCCAAUAAUUAAUCUGCCCUAGGAAUUGAGUACCCUCUCUCUGCAGCCCCCGUUUCCGCUUGUCGUCGCUCCGGCUAGCCCUGCCACCACCGUCCAGUAGUUUUGGUGUGAUGAGCAAGAACACCGAUCAGCACGUUCCUGACUCAGUGCUGGACGAGAAUAACGAUGAGAUCAAGUGGGAGGUGAAGCCCGACCGCAUGCUCGUCCAGAAGCAAGAUGAUGAUGUCGGCAAUGACAGCUCUGCCACUACUCAAGGGCCAAUGAUCAAACUUAUGGUCUCCUACCCCCAUGGUCCUUCCCGUCACGAGGUCCAUGUCCCUGCCCAAUCUACUUUUGGGGAUAUAAAGAAUGCUCUAGCACAGAAAACUGGUUUGGAGCCUAAAGAGCAAAGGCUUAUGUUCAGAGGAAAGGAGAAAGAGGACGAGGAGCACCUGCACAUGGCAGGUGUAAAGGAUAGGUCAAAGCUUUUGCUUUUGGAGGACACUGCAAGCAAAGUGAGGAAGCUUGAGGAGAUGAGAAAAAGCGAUCAGAUAACAAAAGCAUCUGAAGCAGUUGCAGAAGUCAGAGCAGAGGUUGAUAAGAUCUCAGAAAGGGUGGCUGCCUUGGAGGUGGCUGUGGAUGGUGGGACCAAAGUUGAAGAGAAGGAAUUUUUAGUAUCAAUAGAGUUGCUCAUGAAGCAGUUACUGAAGUUGGAUAGCAUCGAGGCUGAAGGAGAAGCGAAACUGCAGCGGAAGGCUGAGGUACGCCGUGUUCAGAACUUUGUGGAGAAACUCGACAACCUGAAGGCUAGAAACUCUAAUCCACAUAGCAACAGUAGUAAUUCUGUCUCAGUAACAACCAAAUUGUAGGCUUUUUAUAGAGAGAGAGAGAGAGAGAGAGAGAGAGAGAGAAAGAACAAAUUGUAGACCUUUGACACUGAGUGUGAAGCCUGAGUGCCCUACCCUUGUCUUCUUCAACAAAAAUUACUCCAGAUUUGAGGAAUUUGCUCUAUUACAAUCGUCUAUUGAAUUAGAUAUUCGACAUUAAUUUAAUAGCAUCCAAAAUAUUCUAUUGGAGCUUCAUUCAA